Molecule: messenger RNA, 2750 nt
Organism: Fragaria vesca subsp. vesca
Lineage: Eukaryota; Viridiplantae; Streptophyta; Magnoliopsida; Rosales; Rosaceae
Product: putative disease resistance RPP13-like protein 1-like
Exons: 2
Coding region: 253-2616 (787 amino acids)
Source: RefSeq, a predicted model, not a curated record
GCCGAGGGGAAGCAAUUGCAAUUCCAAACAAGUGUGAAGCCAUGGCUCCAUAAGCUUAAAGAAGUUGUCUACGAGGCUGAGGACCUGUUGCAGGAGAUAAAUACAGAAGUUCUGAGGCAAAAGUUGGAACCUGAAUCUGGAAGUAGUAAGAGUCAUGGACAAGAGCUCAUCUCUAGUCCUCCAUCUAAUGCUUUUGACUCGGCUUUUAUACACCCAAAGGUAGAGGAGAUUCUUAACAGACUAGACUGCAUUAUGGAGGGGAGAAGACUUGUCUUGGGUAUGGAAGCAAGUGCUGGAUACCGGGUAUCACAAACAAUAUCUUCAACUUCUUUGGUAGAAGAGUGUGUGUACGAAAGAGAUGAGGAAAAGGAGACACUUGUUAGAUUGUUGGUAUCAGAUGAUGAGAGUGGCGAUAAGAUAGGUGUGAUUCCUAUUGUGGGCAUGGGUGGGAUUGGGAAAACCACCCUUGCUCAGUUUCUAUACAAUGAUGUUACAGUCAGACAACAUUUUGACCUCCAAGCAUGGGUUUGCGUUUCAAAAGAGUUUGAUGUUCUGAGGAUUUCACAACACAUUUAUGAGUCACUCACCUCUAAAGCUUGCCAAAUCACAAACCUUGCUCUGCUUCAAUCAAAGUUGAAGGCAACUGUGAUGGGGAAAAGGUUCUUCUUUGUUCUUGAUGACAUAUGGAACAGGAAUUAUAACCAGUUGGAAUCCUUAAAGCGUCCCCUCGAGUCUGGAGCACAUGGAAGUAAGAUUAUUGUCACUACACGCAAUGAGGAUGUUGCAAGUAUGAUGGGUACUCUUUCACCUCAACCGGACUGUCUAAAGCCAAUAUCUGAGGAAGAUGGCUGGUUGUUAUUUGAAAAACAUGCCUUCAGAAGUAGAGGAGUUUGUGGACAAUCACAGCUUGAAGAGAUAGGAAGACAAAUUGUCAGAAAGUGUAAUGGCCUUCCGUUGGCCCUUAAAUCCCUUGGGGGUCUCUUAUGUUCUAAACUACAGUCUGAUGAAUGGGAAAGCAUAUUGGACAGUGAGAUGUGGGAAUUGCCACAGGAGGAGAGUGACAUUCUGCCGUCGCUUUGGUUGAGCUAUGUGCAUUUGCCUCCACAUCUCAAGCGCUGUUUUAGCUACUGUUCGAUAUUUCCCAAAAACUAUCGACUACAAAAAUCAGAGCUGGUUUCCUUGUGGAAGGCCCAAGGUUUCUUGCAACCCAAAAAGAAGAAAAUAGAAGAAAAAAUUGGGGAAGAGUACUUCAAUGAUCUAAUCUCAAGGUCAUUUUUCCAGCGUUCAACAAGUUCUGAACACUUUAUCAUGCAUGACCUUAUCAAUGAUCUAGCAAACUUUGUAUCUGGAGAAUUUUGUGUCAGACGGGAGGACACUAUACGUGAAGCUAAAUAUUUGCGCACUCUUCUACCUCUACCUAAAUAUCGAUUCUAUCUGGGGACUUUCUAUAAAAUGGAAUUCCAAGAAGUACUAUAUGAGGUAUUGCCAAAACUACAAUGUUUAAGAGUGUUGAAUUUAUCAAUGUAUAACAUUGAGGAACUGCCUGAUGCGAUUAACAACUUGAAACAUCUCAGGCACCUGGACAUGUCUGAAACUACCAUCAGAAAGUUACCUGAUACUAUUUGUACUUUGUAUAAUUUGCAAACAUUACUGUUGUGCAAGUGUCAACGUCUUACAGCACUGCCAAGCAACCUGGGACGAUUGAUCUACUUGAGCCAUCUGGAUAUUGAAGGUACAAAGAUAGAAAAGAUGCCACCACGUAUGGGCGAUCUCAAGGAUCUGCAGAUGUUAACCGAUUUUGUGCUGGACAAGUAUACCGACGACCAUAAUUCUUUAGAGCUCAAGAAGCUUCAAAAAUUACAUGGAACGCUUUGUAUUUCAGGGCUUUCGAAAGUUGUAAAUGGCAGGGCUUUGGUGGCUGACAUUGUGAGGGACAAAGAGUUUCUUAUUGGAUUAAUUUUGAAAUGGGAUUAUAUUUGUCACAAAGACGAUAUGGUGAAACAAAUAGAAGCGCUUGAGAAGCUCCAACCUCACCUGAACCUGGAGAGGCUUACAAUAAGUGGUUAUGGAGGCCAGGUGUUUCCAGGUUGGUCAGGAUAUUAUUUUUCCUCUGCUCUUGUUUAUCUUCAUCUUGUUGAUUGUGUGAAUUGUAUCGCCUUGCCACCAUUGGGACAGUUACCUUCCCUCAGUGAGCUUCAUAUUUGUGGGGUACGCGAAGUGGUGUCCAUAGGUUCUGAAUUCUAUUAUGGUGAUGGCAAUUGUGUGAAUAAACCAUUUAGAUGUCUACGCUCUUUAAAAUUUGAAAACAUGGGAGGGUGGAAAGAAUGGUGUUAUGUUGGAGGCGACGAUAAUGAAGGUGGUGUUUUUCCUGAACUUGUUCAACUUCAUAUAUCAGCCUGUCCCAUUCUUACUGGGAGAUUAGCAUUAGACAGUUUCCCGAUGCUGAAAGAGGUCGACUUGAAGAAUACUGAACUAUCAUCACUAGUCACUAGUUCACCGGACUCUAAACUCUUAAACCUGGAAAGCUUGCUGUUAAAGUGGUGUCCGAAUAUUGUAUCUUUUCCUGAUGGAGGGUUGAAUGCCCAAGUUAAGGACUCUAAAGAUAGUGGAAUGUGAGAACUUGAGUUCAUGGCCGGAACAAAUGCCCUCCCUUCUCCCAUCUCUUGUUGAUUUGGAGGUAAACAGCUGCGGAGAAUUGGAAUGUAAUCCAGAAGGGGGAUUCCCCUCACUGUUAGAAUCACUUGUCAUGG